Molecule: messenger RNA, 2503 nt
Organism: Equus quagga
Lineage: Eukaryota; Metazoa; Chordata; Mammalia; Perissodactyla; Equidae
Gene: RAPSN
Product: receptor associated protein of the synapse
Exons: 8
Coding region: 600-1838 (412 amino acids)
Biological process (GO): chemical synaptic transmission
Cellular component (GO): synapse
Molecular function (GO): acetylcholine receptor binding; protein-membrane adaptor activity
Source: RefSeq, a predicted model, not a curated record
GUGCACUGGUAAGUGAGCUCUGCGCCGGGUGAAUCACAGGAACAAGACCUGGGGGAAGAGUGGGUCUGGGGGGGGAAGGUUGUGACGGGAGAGGCACGGCUCAGGCUGGGCUCCUGCCCCAGCCUCCCUGAUGCCUGUGUACCCAGCCUCGUCCCUGCUCCUUCCAGCUCUCAGCCCAUCCCGGGAGGCGGCUCCUUGGCAAGGCUGCAGAGAGGGCCUGCCCUGCCAGGGGGUCAGGAUCGGUGUCAGAGGUGCCAAAGAGACACCGAGGGGGUGCCCAGGGGGCAGGGUGCCUGCACCCCUGGGAAGCCACCUCCCAGCCUGGGGAUUUGUAUGGCAGAGGCCUGCGUGACCUUGUGGCUGACAUUCCUCAGCGGCCACGUGGCCCCAACUGGCAGGGACAGCUGCGGACAGGGGCCGAACCAGCUUUGUUCCCAGGGUGGCGCCCGCUCUCCAUCCAGGCCCUGCUCGGCUCCUGCCCAGAGCUGCUAUCCUUGGCGGGGCUCAGUGGGCCGCUGGCACCGUGGGUCCCCCCGCUAUGAGUACCUAGAGACACGGAGCCACCAGGGUCUCUCUGUGUGAGGUGCAGGGCUCGAAGGAUGGGGCAGGACCAGACAAAGCAGCAGAUCGAGAAGGGGCUCCAGCUGUACCAGUCUAACCAGACAGAGAAGGCGCUGCAGGUGUGGAUAAAGGUGCUGGAGAAGAGCUCGGACCUCGUGGGGCGCUUUCGCGUGCUGGGCUGCCUGGUCACGGCCCACUCGGAGAUGGGCCGCUACAAGGAGAUGCUGAAGUUUGCUGUAGUGCAGAUCGACACGGCCCGGGAGCUGGAGGACGCCAACUUCCUCCUGGAGAGCUAUCUGAACCUGGCACGCAGCAACGAGAAGCUGUGCGAGUUCCACAAGACCAUCUCCUACUGCAAGACCUGCCUCGGCCUGCCUGGCACCAGGGCGGGCGCCCAGCUCGGAGGCCAGGUCAGCCUGAGCAUGGGCAAUGCCUUCCUGGGCCUCAGCCUCUUCCAGAAGGCCCUGGAGAGCUUCGAGAAAGCCCUGCGCUAUGCCCACAACAACGACGACACCAUGCUCGAGUGCCGCGUCUGCUGCAGCCUGGGCAGCUUCUAUGCCCAGGUCAAGGACUACGAGAAAGCUCUCUUCUUCCCCUGCAAGGCCGCGGAGCUCGUCAAUGACUACGGCAAAGGCUGGAGCCUCAAGUACCGGGCCAUGAGCCAGUACCACAUGGCCGUGGCCUAUCGCCUGCUGGGCCACCUGGGCAGUGCCAUGGAGUGUUGCGAGGAGUCUAUGAAGAUUGCACUGCAGCACGGGGACCGGCCACUACAGGCCCUCUGCCUGCUCUGCUUUGCUGACAUCCACCGGAGCCGUGGGGACCUGGAGACGGCCUUCCCCAGGUACGACUCCGCCAUGAGCAUCAUGACCGAGAUCGGAAACCGCCUGGGGCAGGUGCAGGUGCUGCUGGGUGUGGCCAAAUGCUGGGUGGCCAGGAAGGCACUGGACAAGGCUCUGGAUGCCAUCGAGAGAGCCCAGGACCUGGCCGAGGAGGUGGGGAACAAGCUGAGCCAGCUCAAGCUGCACUGCCUGAGCGAGAGCAUCUACCGCAGCAAGGGGCUGCAGCGGGAGCUGCGUGCGCACGUCGUGCGCUUCCACGAGUGCGUGGAGGAGAGCGAGCUCUACUGCGGCCUGUGCGGCGAGUCCAUAGGCGAGAGGAAUAGCCGGCUGCAGGCCCUGCCCUGCUCCCACAUCUUCCACCUCCGGUGCCUGCAGAACAACGGGACACGGAGCUGCCCCAACUGCCGCCGCUCGUCCAUGAAGCCUGGCUUUGUGUGACGCCCUCAGCAGUCUUGGGCUUCGGCCUCGCCUCCCUGCUCCUUCUCCACCGUCACCCUGGAGACCCCUGCCCUCCCUGCCUCGACGACCGUUUACUCCUGGGGCAGCUGCCAGGGACUCCCCGCUGGCGCCCCUCGAGGCCCAGUUGCCCUCUCUCGCCUCUUCGUACUUUGCUCUUUAUAGGGAAAUAAACCGUUUGUACCUGGUCCCAAUGAUUCUGACUUUCCCUCCCAAGGUCUGAGGAUGGGGGGAGUGUGGGAGCAAGGCUCCUCGCGUGAGCUUCCUCAGACACACACGUCCCUCUGCACAUAUGUCUGAGUGUCUCCAGCUGCCCUUCCAGGUUCGUGGGGUGCCACAGUGAGCCAGAGACAAACAUCCCCGCCUGUGAGGAGCUGCUGACGUGCAGGAGUGGGGAGAAGGAUGCGAUAAACAGUAAACGUGAUAAACAAGCAACGUGGGAAGUUAGAAAGAUGCGAUGGACUGAAUUGGUCCCCCAAAUUCAUAUGUUGGAGCCCUGGCCCCCCCAUGUAACUAAGUUAGGAGAUGGGGCCCUUAGGGAGGUAAUUAAGACUGAAGGAGGUCAUUAGGGUGGGGCCCUCAUCCGUUAGGACUGGUGUCCCUAUAAGAAGAGGAAGAGACACCAGAGAGCUUUCUCUCUCUCUCCG